Molecule: messenger RNA, 2340 nt
Organism: Sciurus carolinensis (gray squirrel)
Lineage: Eukaryota; Metazoa; Chordata; Mammalia; Rodentia; Sciuridae
Gene: Pdzk1
Product: PDZ domain containing 1
Exons: 10
Coding region: 264-1820 (518 amino acids)
Biological process (GO): protein localization to plasma membrane
Cellular component (GO): apical plasma membrane
Molecular function (GO): signaling receptor binding; protein-membrane adaptor activity
Source: RefSeq, a predicted model, not a curated record
UGAUAGAGAUCAGCUGCUGAUCCUGACUGGGGCUAGGGACUGAGCAAAGCAGCAACAGCCCACAGUGACCCAGGCUUGUGCAAAGUUCUUCCACUUGCCCUGCUGGACUUAACGAAUAGGCUCUAAGUGUGCAAGAGGAAGACAGUUACCAGAAGAUUGGAGAAUUAAAAACAGCAUUCAGUCCAGUGGGUUCCAAGACUAGUGCUCACAGCAGAGAGAAUUCCUGAGGGACAGAGCAACUCCUCUUCCUUCCGAGUACAGAAAUGGCUUCUACCUUCAGCCCCCGGGAAUGUCACCUGUCCAAACAAGAAGGGCAAAGCUAUGGCUUCUUCCUGCGAAUUGAGAAGGAUACUGAUGGUCACCUGGUCCGGGUAGUUGAGAAGGGUAGCCCAGCAGAGAAGGCUGGUCUUCUGGAUGGAGACAGAGUUCUGAGGAUCAAUGGUAUCUUCGUUGACAAGGAAGAGCAUAUACAGGUAGUGGAUCUGGUCAGGAAGAGUGGGAAUUCAGUGACUUUACUAGUUCUGGAUGGAGAUUCCUAUGAGAAAGCCAUAAAAAAACGGGUAGACUUGAAAGAGUUGGGUCAAAGCCAGAAGGAGCUGGGUUCAAAUGCUAAGAAACUGGCCCCUGUGAUGAAUGGAGCAGUGGAGACUUGGACCCAGCCACGCCUCUGCUACCUGGUGAAGGAGGGGAACAGCUAUGGCUUCUCUCUGAAAACUGUCCAAGGUAAAAAGGGAGUGUACAUGACUGAUAUCACACCUCAGGGUGUGGCUAUGAAAGCUGGUGUCCUGGCUGAUGAUCACCUGAUUGAAGUAAAUGGAGAGAAUGUGGAGAACGCCAGCCAUGAGGAAGUGGUGGAAAAGGUGAAGAAGUCAGGAAGCCGAGUCAUGUUCCUGCUUGUGGACAAAGAAACUGACAAGCGUCAUAGUGAACAGAAGAUACAAUUCAAGAGGGAAUCAACCAGUUUGAAACUCCUGCCUCAUCAGCCCCGAGUUGUGGAGAUGAAGAAGGGAAGCAAUGGCUAUGGAUUCUAUCUGAAGGCAGGCCCAGAACAGAAAGGUCAGAUCAUCAAGGACAUAGAUCCUGGAAGUCCAGCAGAGGCAGCUGGCUUGAAGAACAAUGACCUGGUAGUUGCUGUCAAUGGCGAGUCUGUGGAAACCCUUGAUCAUGACAGUGUGGUGGAAAUGAUUAAAAAGGGUGGAGAUAAGACUUCACUGUUGGUGGUGGACAAAGAGACGGAUAACAUGUAUAGACUGGCUCAUUUUUCUCCCUUUUUCUACUAUCAAAGUCAAGAAAUGCCUAAUGGUUCUGUCAAAGAGGUUCCAGCUUCUAUUCCUGCUCCUCUGGAGGUCUCAAGCCCAGAUACUACAGAGGAAGUAGCAGAUCAUAGGCCUAAACUCUGCAGGCUGAUUAAAGAUGAAAAUGGCUAUGGUUUUCACUUAAAUGCAAUUCGGGGUCUGCCAGGCUCAUUCAUCAAAGAGGUACAGAAGGGUGGCCCUGCUGAUGUAGCGGGGCUGGAGGACGAGGACAUCAUUAUCGAAGUGAAUGGGGUUAAUGUGUUGGAUGAACCCUAUGAGAAGGUUGUAGAUAGAAUCCAGAGCAGUGGGAAGGAUGUCACACUCUUGGUCUGUGGAAAGAAGGCCUAUGAUUACUUCCAAGCAAAGAAAAUUUCUAUUGUUUCCUCGAUGGCUGAUCCACUGGCUGCCUGCCUUGAUUCCAAAGAAACACUGGCAGAGUCAGAGCAUGACUCACACAUGGCUAAAGAACGAGCCAACAGUACAGUCUCACAUUCUUCUUCCAAUUCUGAAGAUACGGAGAUGUGACGCAAGAAAUAAUUAUUUUGGCUAACAGGAUUACUACUAAGUAUCCAGAAACUGCUUUCUCAAAGAACGGAGCUGCCAUCCAUUUAUUGUCUCUCUUAGAGAACAACAACUCCUUUGGAAACCAUUCAACAUGUGUGAUUGUCUUGUUGUCAUUUGUCUUAGGGGCUGCUACUGCAGAUGGCUUAUUUAUGGUUAACUUAGGAAGAUCCAAGGCAGUAGUCAGAUCAUUUUUAUGUGAUCUCUUCCAAGCUUCAAGUUAACUCCAUUUCUCUAAUGAUGAUUCUCUUACUUCUAUAGGCUCCUUGAACGCCAAAAAUACCUAAUCUAUAUAUGUUAGAGUUGCUAAUUAAAACAUUCAGCAGAUCUGAUUAAAAUUGUUUUUAUAGCAAUGUUAUGGUUGCUGGAAUAAAUACUAUUAAAAUGCCUUUUGAGUAUGCUUGAACUUCCCUGUUAGCUAGUAUAACCUUAUUAGUGCUUUUUUAUGCUUUAAUCUUCUAAAAACCCCAAACACAAUAAAAUA